AUGUCGGCAGUUAGCCUCCAUCCUAAGCGCCCAGCCGAAGAAGAGGCUCGCACCACGAACCCGCUGCCCAAACUCCUGCAAACACCUGUAGGACUCGCUUUGCUCGAAUUGCAAGGCACCAUCAACCUCCCGGGUGGCGAGGAUACUGGGGGCUCCGGUGUAUCACAACAAGGUUCUGCUGUACCUAUUGGCCGCUUGGACUUCCCAGACUACCGCGAGGAUGCGUUGGACCCAUCAAGCACGGCGUGGAUGAAGAGGGUGUACAUGUAUGUCGGCCAGCACCAAAGGCUGACCGGGGAAGUCAAGAAGCUGCCCAAGCCACUCGCUGUGAUUAGGAGAAAGGGUGCCGAUGGGGUGCCUGCGUCGGCCACGGCCACGGAGGAGGAGGACGCUGACCGGGUGGAGGAGCUUGAGGUGGUGGAGAUUGUAAAAUACAAGUUGAUGUUCUCGCAAAGGCCGGAACCGGUGGGAACACCAGCUUCAUGA
Messenger RNA from Thyridium curvatum, 486 nucleotides. RefSeq lists its product as uncharacterized. Bases 1 to 486 code for a protein of 161 amino acids. Gene Ontology annotation, cellular component: Ctf18 RFC-like complex. NCBI's taxonomy places the organism in Eukaryota, Fungi, Ascomycota, Sordariomycetes, Thyridiales, Thyridiaceae. The record is from RefSeq and is a predicted model, not a curated record. The transcript has a single exon. Gene Ontology annotation, biological process: mitotic sister chromatid cohesion.